Populus nigra (black poplar) is the source of this 2169-nucleotide messenger RNA. Its product is annotated as probable alkaline/neutral invertase F. The transcript is spliced from 4 exons. Gene Ontology annotation, biological process: sucrose catabolic process. Gene Ontology annotation, molecular function: endo-alpha-N-acetylgalactosaminidase activity; sucrose alpha-glucosidase activity. The record is from RefSeq and is a predicted model, not a curated record. Bases 1 to 2169 code for a protein of 722 amino acids. Lineage: Eukaryota; Viridiplantae; Streptophyta; Magnoliopsida; Malpighiales; Salicaceae.
AUGUCCACCACAUUGAGAGAUCUUCUGGUCGCCGAGAGGGAAAACGAGGCUUCUCCGCCUCCAUUUCCAGGCCCGUCAACCCGUUAUUCUGUUUCCGGAGAUAUUUCUGAUGAAGAAGAUUCAACAAAUACUUCGCCGCUUUUCUCGUCCGAGGAAGAACAGUCACCAGAAAACUUGAAGAAAGUCACUGCGCCUGCAGCUUCUUUACUGGAUCUUAAACUGAACGAGAAUCUUGACAAAGAAGAAUUGAAGAAAUCAUCGGAGUUUAUAACUCUUGAACCUGCAACGAUUGUUGAUAAAUCUUUUGAAGAGAGCGAACCUUCGUAUUCUUCAGUGAAGGAAGUUCUUAAAACGGCGGAGAAAUCUCCAUUCUCUAGUGAUCUAAAAUGUAAACAAUUAAGCGAGGUUUCUUCAGAUUUAAAAAUCGAGUCUGUAACUCUAACUGAUUCGACUAAGGAGCCUUCAGCUUCUUUGGAAAAAGUAAUUGCUAAGUCAGUUGAGAAAUGCGAAGCGAAAGGAGAGGCAACUGUGUCAGAGGAAUCGACGCUAAUUACUUCGCUUGAAGUUGUGGGAGGUCGGAUUCCGGAGAAGGAUGAAGCGACGGUGACGGUGCAGAGCAAUGUGUGUGUAUCUGAUAAUGCCAAGUCAACAGCGUUAAAACAGUGUCCUAGUGUGGGUGUGAAGCUGGACGUCUUGGAUUUGAACAUAUCUCAAAUAUUGAAUGGUGGAGGGCUUCUGAUGAGUCCAGAAAGUUGCACGAUGGUGGAUGAAGCAUGGGAGAGGCUCAACAAGUCUUAUGUGUACCUUAAAGGAAAGCCUGUUGGGACUCUAGCUGCAAUGGAUACUAGUGCUGAUGCGUUGAAUUACAACCAGGUUUUUGUGAGAGAUUUUGUUCCUACCGGCUUAGCAUGUCUAAUGAAGGAGCCUCCAGAACCUGAGAUCGUGAGGAAUUUUCUGUUGAAGACCCUCCACCUCCAGGGUUUAGAAAAAAGGGUUGAUAACUUCACUCUUGGAGAAGGUGUCUUGCCUGCAAGUUUUAAGGUCCUCUAUGACUCUGAUCUGGAAAAAGAAACCUUGCUUGUGGAUUUUGGUGCCAGUGCAAUCGGAAGAGUGGCACCUGUUGAUUCAGGUUUCUGGUGGAUAAUUCUUCUUAGGUCCUAUAUCAAACGCACUCGUGAUUAUGCACUAUUAGAUCGCCCGGAGGUGCAGAAUGGAAUGAAGCUGAUACUUAAACUUUGCCUUUCGGAUGGAUUCGACACUUUCCCAACUCUUCUAUGUGCAGAUGGGUGUAGCAUGAUUGACCGGAGGAUGGGAAUAUACGGGUAUCCAAUUGAAAUACAGGCACUUUUCUAUUUCGCACUAAGGUGUGCGAAGCAGAUGUUAAAACCAGAGCUCGAUGGCAAGGAAUUUAUUGAGCGAAUUGAGAAGCGCAUCACAGCUCUCAGCUACCACAUUCAGACAUACUAUUGGCUGGAUUUCACCCAGCUAAAUAACAUAUACCGCUACAAAACGGAGGAGUACUCCCACACUGCUGUCAAUAAAUUUAAUGUCAUCCCAGAGUCCAUUCCUGAUUGGGUGUUUGAUUUCAUGCCUUUGCGAGGAGGUUACCUGAUAGGCAAUGUCAGCCCAGCUCGCAUGGAUUUUCGUUGGUUCUUAGUUGGGAACUGCGUUGCCAUUUUGAGCUCCCUGGUUACACCUGCACAGGCGACAGCCAUUAUGGAUUUGGUCGAGGAGCGGUGGGAAGACUUGAUUGGAGAGAUGCCUUUGAAGAUCACAUAUCCAGCACUGGAGGGACAUGAAUGGAGGCUAGUCACUGGAUUUGAUCCUAAAAACACAAGGUGGAGUUACCACAACGGUGGAUCAUGGCCAAUGCUUCUAUGGUUACUUUCAGCAGCGUGUAUUAAGGUUGGAAGGCCACAAAUUGCGAAACGAGCAAUAGAGCUGGCGGAGCAGCGGCUGUCCAAAGAUGGGUGGCCUGAGUAUUAUGAUGGUAAGACCGGCAGAUAUGUUGGGAAGCAAGCAAGGAAAUAUCAGACCUGGAGUAUUGCUGGCUAUUUGGUUGCUAAAAUGAUGGUAGAAAAUCCUUCCAAUCUUCUAAUGAUAUCUCUUGAAGAGGACAAGAAGAGUGCUAAGUCAAGGCUCACCCGCUCUAACUCAACUUCCUUUUAG